Messenger RNA from Ricinus communis (castor bean), 2067 nucleotides. RefSeq names its product sucrose transport protein SUC2-like. The record is from RefSeq and is a predicted model, not a curated record. Gene Ontology annotation, molecular function: sucrose:proton symporter activity. Gene Ontology annotation, biological process: sucrose transport. Gene Ontology annotation, cellular component: plasma membrane; vacuole. NCBI's taxonomy places the organism in Eukaryota, Viridiplantae, Streptophyta, Magnoliopsida, Malpighiales, Euphorbiaceae.
UUCCCAUGCAAGCCCACUCUUUCAAUCCCAACUCUCAUCUCCUUUCUUCCUCUCUGUACCAGAAAAGAGAAAAACAAAAAAUAAAUAAAACUUUUCCAAUAUUUCCCCACCUAGCUAGCCCAGAAAAGGAAAAAAAUGCAGUCUUCUACUAGUAAAGAAAACAAACAGCCACCCUCUUCUCAGCCACAUCCACCACCUCUUAUGGUGGCUGGAGCUGCAGAACCCAAUUCAAGCCCGUUGAGAAAGGUUGUAAUGGUAGCUUCUAUAGCUGCUGGUAUUCAGUUCGGUUGGGCUUUACAGCUUUCUCUUUUAACCCCAUAUGUUCAACUUCUCGGUAUACCCCAUACAUGGGCAGCAUUCAUUUGGCUUUGUGGACCCAUUUCUGGUAUGUUGGUCCAACCAAUUGUUGGUUACCAUAGUGAUCGUUGCACCUCCCGUUUUGGCCGUCGUCGCCCUUUUAUUGCCUCUGGCGCUGCCUUUGUCGCCAUUGCUGUUUUCCUUAUAGGUUAUGCCGCUGAUCUUGGACAUCUAUCUGGUGAUUCUCUUGAUAAGAGUCCUAAAACCCGCGCUAUUGCUAUUUUUGUUGUUGGGUUUUGGAUUCUUGAUGUCGCUAAUAACAUGCUUCAAGGUCCUUGUCGUGCACUCCUUGCUGAUCUUUCUGGUACUAGCCAGAAGAAAACAAGAACAGCAAAUGCUUUGUUUUCUUUCUUUAUGGCCGUCGGUAACGUUCUUGGUUACGCGGCCGGAGCAUACACUCACUUAUAUAAACUCUUUCCCUUCACAAAAACCACAGCCUGUGACGUUUACUGUGCUAAUCUAAAAUCUUGCUUCUUCAUCUCAAUUGUAUUGCUUUUGUCUCUCACUGUUUUGGCACUCAGUUACGUUAAAGAAAAGCCCUGGUCGCCGGACCAGGCGGUGGAUAAUGCGGAGGAUGAUACCGCGUCACAGGCAUCAUCGUCAGCGCAGCCUAUGCCAUUUUUUGGUGAAAUAUUAGGUGCUUUUAAGAAUCUCAAAAGACCCAUGUGGAUUCUUCUUCUUGUGACAUGUCUAAACUGGAUUGCAUGGUUCCCCUUCCUGCUAUUCGACACUGACUGGAUGGGGAGAGAGGUGUACGGCGGUGACUCGAGCGGCUCUGCUGAGCAGUUGAAACUGUAUGACCGUGGAGUCCGCGCUGGAGCACUUGGCUUGAUGCUUAACUCGGUAGUUUUAGGGUUCACUUCCCUGGGCGUGGAGGUAUUGGCGCGUGGUGUCGGUGGGGUUAAAAGAUUGUGGGGCAUAGUCAACUUCGUUCUUGCAGUGUGUCUGGCUAUGACCGUGUUGGUUACCAAACAAGCAGAGUCCACCAGAAGGUUCGCCACCGUAGCGGCGGAGCUAGUGCCGUUGCCACCACCAAGUGGCGUCAAGGCAGGUGUUGGCCCUUUUGCUGUGAUGGGAGUACCUCAAGCUAUUACUUACAGUAUUCCUUUUGCUUUGGCAUCAAUAUUUUCUAACACCUCUGGUGCUGGUCAAGGACUGUCCUUGGGAGUUCUGAAUCUUUCAAUAGUUAUACCACAGAUGAUAGUGUCUGUAGCGGCUGGACCAUGGGAUGCAUUAUUUGGAGGAGGGAAUCUGCCAGCAUUUGUGGUGGGUGCGGUGGCAGCUCUUGCUAGUGGAAUAUUUGCACUCACAAUGCUUCCAUCGCCGCAGCCAGAUAUGCCUUCAGCCAAGGCUCUCACUGCUGCUUUCCAUUAACCCCUCCCUCUGCUCACCACCACCACAACCACCUUCCCAUGCAUAUCAGCACCAUAUGUGGAUGUCCUAAGUUGAACUUUUCCACCAUUAUCACCUCACCACCCCUGCACUUUUCUUCUUCUUUCUUUUCACCUAAUGAGCCCUUUUAUAGAGCUCUAGCUUUCCCUCCUUUUUAUUUUCCCCCUUUUUUUGGGUCCUUGAGAGUCAUCAAAGGCCACAAAUGGUCAGUUGAUGAAGGUGAAUAUCAAUGGCUGUACACAAUCUUAUGUUUAAUAUGCAGAAUGUAAAAUACAGUCAUGCUAAGCUUUUUAUACAUCCCGAGCAGUAAUUGUUACA